UAUUUAGUUCGGUAUUCAGUCUAUUAUUCUGUCUCACUUGUCUCAGUCUCUUCUGUGCCCUGUGGAUUGUCGUGGUCCAGUGCAGCUGCCUCGUUACUUCGUUAGUCGGUUGUUGCAUAUCAAGUGUAGUCCACUGACAUAAACUAGUAUUCAAGUGCUUAUGAACGUAAUUAAUGUUUUAAUAAUAUGAAAUAUAAUAUUCAACAAUAAUGUUUAUCAAACAAUUUUCUGGCGUUCCCGCCAUCAAUUUUGUAAAAAAGUUUGUUACUAAAUAUAAGAGUGAAAUCGAUUCAGAUUUAAAAUUUAUAAUUGCUUGGUAUACCGUAAAUAUGAGCCAUAAUGUACACGCAUUAGUUUUAUAUGAAACAACGAGUGAGGAAUCUGCUGCAUCAAUCCUUUUACUUUCGAAAUGUGAUUUCGACCCAUUGGAACAACAAAAAAAUCCAAAUAUUCUGGAUUUUGUGUAUACAAUUCGAUCAAAACGAAGGAAAGGAUAUUCUGCACAACUUAUUACAAAAGCUCAACAGAAUUUCCAGUUUACAGUAUUCUGCAAAAAUGACAAAACAUCAAAUUUGUUUGCAAAAUUGAAAUGUAUUAAAAAUGAUCCUUUAACUAAAUCAACUAAUUUAGAUGUAUAUCGUUGGAACAUGACAAAUUAAAAGUAAAAACAAAUAAAAUUAUACAAUUCUUUUUAAUUAAGUUUACCAAAAUUGUAUUAAUAAAAGCAUUUUUACACAUGAACAAAUUCACUGCUUAUUUAAUUUUAACUUUUAAGUUUUAGUGUCCGACUCAAAAGUUACGAGUUAACAACAAUGAAGAUUGGAUAAUUACCAUGAAUAAUAACCAUAUGGUGGCUUAUUAAAUUUUGUAGAAGGAUUUGUUUCAUUUUAU
Molecule: messenger RNA, 891 nt
Organism: Diuraphis noxia (Russian wheat aphid)
Lineage: Eukaryota; Metazoa; Arthropoda; Insecta; Hemiptera; Aphididae
Source: RefSeq, a predicted model, not a curated record